CUCAUAAUCUCAUAAUCUCAUAAUCUCACUCUCUCUCUCUCUCAAAAACCAAAAGAAGAAGCAUUUCCUCGAGAAAGAGGGACAAAUUAAGAUGGGUUCCAAAAUUGUCCAAGUUUUCUUGAUAUUGGCUCUCUUCGCCACGUCAGCAAUUGCUCAAGCACCAGCUCCUACUCCGACCGCCACUCCUCCGCCGCCAGCCGCUACUCCUCCUCCUGUCGCAACUCCUCCUCCCGCCGCCACUCCUCCUCCAAUGGCCACCCCACCACCAGCCGCAACCCCAGCCCCAACCACCAGUUCACCACCGGCCGCGACCCCAGCCCCCGCCACUACUCCACCGUCGGCCGCUCCUUCUCCGGCAGAUGUCCCUGCCGCCUCUCCACCUGCGCCUGAAGGUCCCGCCUUGAGCCCAAACGGACUUGCUCCAGGUCCUUCAGGUGAUGCGCUUGCCCCAAGUGCCGCUUUCUCCAACAAUGCUUUCAUCGCCGGAACCGCCUUCGCCGCCUUUGUCUACGCCGCCGUUUUGGCUUGAGAUUUUUUUCUUUUUGUUACAUUUUUACAAAUUCACGUUUCUAUUUUUUUUUCCCCAAUUAUUUCAAAUCCUUCGUGUUAUUAUGUGAGAAUUUAUUUUAUUUCGCUAUUUAAUCGUUUAAACUUGUAUCUUGUUUAUGUGUGUCGGAUUAGGGAAAGUAAUUAUCUUCGUGGGAAACUAAUGGAAU
This is a messenger RNA of Eutrema salsugineum, 716 nucleotides long. Its product is annotated as classical arabinogalactan protein 4. The transcript has a single exon. Lineage: Eukaryota; Viridiplantae; Streptophyta; Magnoliopsida; Brassicales; Brassicaceae. The record is from RefSeq and is a predicted model, not a curated record. Bases 92 to 529 code for a protein of 145 amino acids.